UACACUGGGGCAAAGGGGAGGAACAUAUUGAAUUCUGGACUCCGUCUGAAUUUCUCCAGUGUCCACAAAAUUUUCGACACGGUUCCUCAAAAAUUUUCUUUGAAGGCAUCAAGCAUGCAUUGGAUAAUUCCAAACCAGGCGGCCCCCCUGGCAGGCUUACCCGAGCCUUGCGACGAAGUUGAUUCUGUCAUGGCUGUCAUUCAUGGAUUUUUAGCUGCACUGAGGACCAAAAAUCCUGUUGACUUCGAGAAAUACUGUGUUCGGGCAGGAGGAAUGUCUGUUUGGCCACCAUCCCCCACCCUUCCUCGCUUUUGUACUAUUGGAGCUUUCGUGGAGCAAGUGACGCGGAUUCAGGACGAAAUCGACGAGCGCAUCUGGGAUCCAGAGGUGAAGGUAUACUCGCCUGGAAACAUGGCUGCAGUAUGGGCACCUUUUCGGGCAAAGGUCAAUGGGGUCGUGCAUCAUGUGGGCGUUGAGCUUUUCAUUCUUCAUAAAGUCAACGGUGUAUGGAAAGUGACAGGGCUGGCGGAUUCAUGUCGGCAGCCAACGGAGGAAGAAAAGAUGUUGUUGCCAUAGUGGCCAGGAGUGAAAGAUGCCUGAAUGACGGAAAUGGGGAGUUUGGGCCUUUGGAGGAGCGGGA
Messenger RNA from Aspergillus eucalypticola CBS 122712, 640 nucleotides. RefSeq lists its product as uncharacterized. The record is from RefSeq and is a predicted model, not a curated record. The transcript is spliced from 2 exons. NCBI's taxonomy places the organism in Eukaryota, Fungi, Ascomycota, Eurotiomycetes, Eurotiales, Aspergillaceae. The coding region runs from base 115 to 576 and encodes 153 amino acids.